Messenger RNA from Morus notabilis, 1603 nucleotides. RefSeq names its product mitochondrial adenine nucleotide transporter ADNT1. The transcript has 8 exons. Lineage: Eukaryota; Viridiplantae; Streptophyta; Magnoliopsida; Rosales; Moraceae. The record is from RefSeq and is a predicted model, not a curated record. Bases 162 to 1235 code for a protein of 357 amino acids. Gene Ontology annotation, biological process: transmembrane transport.
GUGUGUUAUUUUCUCUCGAGCCAAACAGCAUCUUUCUCCCUACAGUGUAGGUAGGCAUGCGAGUGCGUACUCCCCGAUAAAUUUGCCGCGGAAGCCCGUCGAUCGCCGCCAUCCGGGAAUCGGCAACCCGCGGGUUCCGGCGAUCCUUUUGACUUUCGGAAAUGGCGUCGGAGGAUGUGGUUGGGAAGACGACGAGCGAGUCGGCGGUCACGACGAUCGUUAACCUCGCCGAGGAGGCGAAGCACGCCAGCGAGGGAGUCAAGGCUCCGAGCCACGUCUUCCUCAGCGUCUGCAAGUCUCUCGUCGCCGGAGGAGUCGCCGGCGGAGUGUCACGUUCUGCUGUUGCUCCAUUGGAAAGAUUAAAAAUUUUGCUCCAGGUCCAAAAUCCUCACAGUAUCAGAUACAGUGGAACGAUUCAGGGUUUGAAGUAUAUAUGGAAAACUGAGGGUGUUAGAGGAAUGUUUAAAGGCAAUGGAACUAAUUGUGCUCGCAUUGUUCCAAACUCUGCUGUCAAAUUCUAUAGCUACGAGCAGGCAUCUAAGGGUAUUCUAUGCCUUUACCGACAGCAAACUGGAGAGGAAGAGGCUCAACUGACACCUCUUUUACGCCUUGGAGCUGGUGCGUGUGCUGGAAUUAUUGCCAUGUCAGCAACUUACCCAAUGGACAUGGUACGAGGUCGACUGACUGUUCAGACAGAGAAAUCUCCUCGCCAGUACAGAGGAAUCUUCCAUGCCCUUACAACAGUUCUCCGAGAAGAAGGGCCCCGCGCUUUAUACAAGGGCUGGCUACCGUCUGUCAUAGGAGUUGUACCUUAUGUUGGUCUCAACUUUGCCGUCUAUGAAUCUCUAAAAGACUGGUUGAUUAAAGCUAGACCUUUUGGACUAGUUGAGGAUUCUGAGCUGAGUGUGACAACAAGGCUUGCAUGUGGAGCUGCAGCUGGAACUGUUGGCCAGACGGUUGCUUACCCUCUUGAUGUUAUCCGGCGGCGAAUGCAGAUGGUGGGCUGGAAAGAUGCUGCUUCAAUUGUGACUGGUGACGGGAAAAGUAAGGCACCUCUCGAAUAUACUGGGAUGAUUGAUGCAUUCAGGAAGACAGUUCGGCAUGAGGGGGCCAGAGCGCUCUACAAGGGCUUGGUCCCUAAUUCUGUGAAGGUGGUCCCGUCUAUAGCCAUUGCGUUCGUGACUUAUGAGGUGGUGAAGGACAUUCUUGGAGUUGAGAUGAGGAUAUCUGAUUGAGCAAGACGACUUCUAUAUAUCUUGUUCAUCUUUCUGCUAAUUCUUUAGACAAAACGAAGGGGAUAUUAGGAGAAGGUAUAUUUGCUGAUUCUUUAAUAUUGAGAUAGCAGCGAAUUUCGAAAUGCUUUUGGAGCAAAUCUUUAGCCUUUCUAUUCUUGUGCUUUUGCAUCAUGGAAAUAAGUAAGCUUUAAGAAAUGAUUGCGAGAAGAAUGUAAAGUAAAUCCUUAAUUAUAUAUGUGCAGCUGGUUUACGAAACACGAUUUUAUACUCUUUUUUGGUGUUCUUCUAGUGUCGUUUCUCUAUGGCCACCGUUUAUAUUGAUAUUUUGCUUUAUGAUGUGUGCAUCGUUUGGUUGGCUUUUGUGACCU